AUCACGGGACCUGUUCCUGCGGUCACUGCAUUUGUAAGGCUGGAUGGUUUGGAAAAUUGUGUCAACACCCAAGGAAAUGCAACAUGGCAGAAGACGAGAGCAGAAGUUUUUGUGAAUCAGCCGAUGGCAUAUUAUGCUCAGGAAAGGGUUCCUGUCACUGUGGAAAAUGCAUCUGUUCUUCCCAGGAAUGGUACACUACUGGAGAAUUCUGUGAAUGUGAUGACCGGGAUUGUGACAAAUAUGAUGGCCUUAUUUGCACAGGAAAUGGUAUAUGUAACUGUGGAAACUGUGAGUGCUGGGAAGGUUGGACCGGAAAUGCUUGUGAGAUCUGGCUUGGGGCCGAAUAUCCCUAACGUUGCCAUGAAACACUGAAGACUGACAGAUUGGUGGUGCAGAAUGAGACUGCUAGACUACAUAAAUGUAAAAUGGACACAACCAAAGAAAUCCAUGCGUCCUAAUCAAUCAGCUCAGCAAAAUAUUUCCUAAAAUAUAGUAUAAGAAGCACUGCUCUGUAGCUCAUCGUUCUAAUUCUGUGUAUAUUUUCCUUCUCUCUCUGUCUCUCUCUCUCUCUCUCUCCCAUAGCUUUUGUGUGUGCUGUAAGUGAGGCAAAUUUGUUAUGUAAUGCACUUGGAUUACUGAAUUUCAGCUUCCUAGUAAAGUCAGAACUGUUUUAAGUGCAAUAAUUCAAAAUGGUUUAGGAUGACGCAAAAUGAGCGAAUUGGUGGUGACAGUGAUGGAGGGGAUCCUUUUGACUAUGGAGAUCAGUUCGUUUUUCUCCUGAAAACUUUCGCACGCUCUCAUAGAUCCCCACAAAAGCUGCUUGCUGUCUAGGUUACCACUUACUAUCAAUCUUCAUUCAUUUAUUUGCAAGACUUGUGGGGAAAAAAGCUAGAUAGAAUAGGAGCAUUUGAGGACACUGCUCCCUGCAUUAAAGUACUGCUUCCUUCUACAGGGUUAGCAAUGAGAUCAAACCAUUUGUCUUGAUUUAUGCACACACACCCCUUUUUAAAGGAAAAAAUAAAACACCCGAAUCUUGAAAAAUACAUUCCAUGUCUGUCAUUUAGGCACACAUUGCAAGCAUACAGUGUUUGCUUCUGUGCUUGUUUUUCUCAGCAUAAUUUUAUUUCUAUUGCUUUGUCACCUUUGCCAACUGCUGCUGAAAUCCUAUGGUGAGCCUUA
Molecule: messenger RNA, 1179 nt
Organism: Python bivittatus (Burmese python)
Lineage: Eukaryota; Metazoa; Chordata; Lepidosauria; Squamata; Pythonidae
Source: RefSeq, a predicted model, not a curated record